Molecule: messenger RNA, 3196 nt
Organism: Pundamilia nyererei
Lineage: Eukaryota; Metazoa; Chordata; Actinopteri; Cichliformes; Cichlidae
Product: metalloreductase STEAP3
Exons: 6
Coding region: 134-1603 (489 amino acids)
Biological process (GO): copper ion import
Cellular component (GO): plasma membrane; endosome
Molecular function (GO): ferric-chelate reductase (NADPH) activity; cupric reductase (NADH) activity
Source: RefSeq, a predicted model, not a curated record
GCGUCAUCUUAUCAGGAAGAAAGGCUCCAGUUUACAGAAAGCUCUGUGGAAGCGUGGAGCCUGAACACCUACACGCGAGUAAACAGUGUGCCUGUCUCAUCUGCUGCUCUCUCUGCUGGUUUGUCAGUGCACUAUGCCUGAUGAUAUGGCGAGGCCUUUAAUCCGAGAAAGAGCUGGGGGCUCCAGACACCUUGAAGCCUCCAUGAUGACGCCCAGCACCCUGUUGAUUGGCAUCCUGGGCACCGGCGACUUCUCCCGCUCUCUGGCCAGAAGGCUGGUGGCCUCCGGCUAUCAGGUUGUGGUGGGCAGCCGAACCCCCGCGCGCUUCACGGCUCUGUUCCCCGAAGAGGCGGAGGUGACCUCGCAGAUGGAGGCUGCAAACCAAGCAGACUUGCUCUUUGUUGCCGUGUACCCUGAGCACCACUCUACAUUGGUCCACCUGAAGCCAGCACUAGCUGGAAAGACUCUCGUGGAUGUCAGCAACGGUUUGCAAAUCAAGCAAGAAGGGCCUUCCAAUGCCCAACAGCUGGCUGAUCUAUUUCCUGAGAGUUAUGUGGUCAAGGGGUUUAAUACCAUAUCAGCCUGGACGCUACAGGCAGGACCACGGGAUGGGAGCCGACAGGUUUUCCUCUGCAGUGACGAUCAAAAUGCCAAGAGCUCUGUGAUGCAGCUUUGCCGCAGGAUGGGCUUCAUCCCUGUUGACAUGGGCCUCCUCUCCUCUUCACUAGAGAUCGAAAACCUCCCGCUGUAUCUGUUUCCAUCUUGGCGCACCCCCAUCAUCUGCGCUCUGGCCCUCUUUGUCUUCUUCUACCUGUAUAACUCCGUCCGUGAUGUCUUGCAUCCCUAUGUGACGACGAAGAAGAACAAUUUAUACAAGUUGCCCAUUGAGAUUGUGAAUGUCACUUUCCCAUGUGUCGCCUUGGUGAUGUUAUCACUGGUCUACCUGCCCGGUUUGAUUGCCGCCUUCCUCCAGCUGUGGUGGGGCACCAAGUACAACCGCUUUCCUAACUGGCUGGACCAUUGGUUGAUCCAGAGGAAGCAGUUUGGACUGUGCAGCUUCCUGUGUGCAGUUCUACAUGCGAUUUAUAGCCUGUGUCUUCCCAUGAGGAAGUCCGCCCGCUUCCAGCUGAUCAACAAGGCCUAUGAACAGGUGAAUGCUGGCCACCCAGAUUCGUGGGUUGGGGAGGAAGUUUGGAGGAUGGAGCUGUACCUGUCCGUGGGCAUCAUGGCUCUCGGGCUGCUCUCUCUGCUGGCUGUCACCUCGCUGCCCUCAGUGGCCAACACUGUCAACUGGAGGGAGUUCACCUUCGUUCAGUCCACACUCGGCUACUGCGCCUUAUCCAUGGCUACCCUCCACACCCUCAUCUUCGGCUGGAACCGCGCCUUCCUCUCGGCCCAGUACUACUUCUACAUGCCUCCCACCUUCCUCCUGGUCCUCAUUCUCCCCCUCGCGGUGCUGCUGGGCCGCGUGGCCCUCUUCCUGCCCUGCGUGGGCCACCGGCUCGGGCAGAUCCGCCGCGGCUGGGAGAAGAGCCGGCACAUCCGCUUCAUCCUGCCAGACGACGACUGCCGCAACGGGCUGGAGAAUGUCAGUAAUGUGUGAGAAGCACCGUUUUCAGCAGCGUGCAUGAAAAACCCAGACUCAUGAAUAUAAAGCACAUGGAGGAUAAAAGAUUUAUACACUCUUUGAGCACUUUGGAGGAUCAUCUCUGGCCUUUUGAGGGGGUUCAGAGAGGAUCCUCUUCAACAAUUAGCUGGAAGACUCUUUGAGAUUUUUAGAGCGGUGGUGCCACCUUUACUGCUCGAUGCAUUGGUAGUUAGACUACUUAGUUAACAUUUAAAGUGUUUUAUCGAUCUCUUUUCUGUUAAUCCAAAACGGAAGAGCAGUAUUCAUGCAAUCAAAACAGCCUCUGUAACCUUACAGCUGAUAGUCGAGCUUAAAUGAGGUUUACUAUGAGCAUCAGAAGUGCGCUUGGCUUUCCUCACGCUGUCUGCAUUCCUCUCUAGGAGCAUUUGGUGCUGUACAGAUCUGUUUCUAUUUGAAGUCAUUUGAAGGUUUUCUUUUCUAAUUUCUCCUUUUCUUCCCUUGACAGUGAUCAGCACUGUGUUAAAACUAUUUGUUUUGGGAAAGGCAUAUCUCAAAGAAAAACUCCUUCCCAGAGUUGACACUAUGUUUUGAAUCCUCUCCUUUACAAAGAAACACUGCAACAGUAAAAUAUUAAACUAUAAUAUUUAAACACUGAAUAUCAUCAUAAUCACUAUUUUUCACAAUAUUUGACACGAGUGCGUAUGUUUGAAUUAAGCCAUUUCUCAAACGGAUCAGCCGCCUGCCUUGUCGUAACUUAGAGGUGCUAACUGCUCAUUUUCCAGAUCGAUGCACGUAGAUGCAGCAUCCAGGCCAGCGAGAUGCACGUCUGCUGCUGCCAUCUCGCUCAGGGGAAUCUCACCACGGCCUCUGACUUAUUCAGAUGUAAAAUGUCAGAUGUUUCUGCUGCUUUUUUUUUCUCCCACUCUGAUGAAGUAAACACCAACACAGGCAGUAAUAUUUCAGUUAAGAAGCUGUAUUACAAUAUUUUACUGUCAUUCACUGUUUUACUGUUUAUCCAACUGGAGCUGGAUAAAUCUAAAUAAGAAAUUAUUUAUUUAAGCUUACUUUAUGUCAGGUGACAGUCCUGACACUAAACUAAGGUACAGCUAGCUUAUAUUGGGUAAGGUAAGAGGCCAUAGUUUAAAUGUAACCAAGCAUCGUGUGACAUUAAUACUUGUUACACACCAAACUGAUUGAAAAUAGUUUCUAUUGAAAAUAGAACUCAGAUUCAUUUUAAGUGGAUAUAUCUGCAUGUAGAAAGAAAUGCAAUUUCAGGUGUAUUGCUCUUUUAGGAAGCGUGGCACAAAAUGAAGUCUUUCACAUGUUCUAAAUAAUCUAUCAUACGGAGAAGGCGGAGCGGAAAUAUAAAAACGGAUUAAAAAGGAAGUUUUGACUCUUCAACCAACUUUUUCUUCAUUAAAAAAACUCCCAAAACAACACCUUUGUACAUCAGCCCUACGUGCACUCUCAUUUUUCUGCUCUUGCCAGAGAUUUUCAUUUAUAUGCUGGAUGUGUUAAGUCUGUGUCUGUCGUCGUGACAACAUGAUGAUUUCAAGUGUUAAUUUAUAAAACAUGGAAUAAAGUUUUCUAUGACAGAGCGAGCUUUCA